Culex pipiens pallens (northern house mosquito) is the source of this 1507-nucleotide messenger RNA. RefSeq lists its product as uncharacterized. Bases 95 to 1429 code for a protein of 444 amino acids. The transcript is spliced from 2 exons. The record is from RefSeq and is a predicted model, not a curated record. Gene Ontology annotation, cellular component: mitochondrion. Lineage: Eukaryota; Metazoa; Arthropoda; Insecta; Diptera; Culicidae.
ACACUUGCGUCUGCACCGCGGUGCGCUUCUUUCAUAACACGCACGAAAAUCCGAUUUCAGUCGGCGAAAAAAAACUAAAAAUUGUGCAUUUAAAAUGUUAAAACAAGUGCUCCGCGUUCCACCACCGUUCCGGUGGACACCCAUCCGGCGCACCUUCCUGUCGGAUGCCUUCCUUUGCCGCGAUUCGUGGCAGUCCCGGCUCACCACUCCGAUCCUGGCCAAAGUGAACCACGAAGCGCUGUACUACGAGCUGGAGCAAAAGUUCCAGCAAAAGGCCAAAGUUUCCGCGAUCGACAUCGACAUCUACGCGAACAAGCUGGUGGACGACACGCACAUCGACGAGGUGGCCGAUUUGAUGUACAAGUUCCGGCUGACGGAGGAAACUUCGCGCGGGUUGCCGUCGACACAGCACGCGAUUGCGCGGACCUACAUCGAGCACAGCCACUAUGGCGAGCUGAUUGAGAUGCUGGACAACCGGAUCGGGUACGGGGUGUUUUUGGACGAGUACACGGCCAAUUUGGCGCUCGAUCGGCUUGUGACGACGAACGAGUUCAAGUGGGGGGCGCGGGUGGCGACGUUGCUGGCGCUGCAGGAGGAUUUCAGCAAUCCGAUCACGAGGUCACUGGCGACGUACGCAUGCUACCGGUACGUGAAGGGUGGUGAGAUUGACCACUUUGACGAUUUGAAGCCGGCGCCGGUGCCGGUGGAGGGCGAGGUGAAGAAGAAGAAAAAGGAGGAGAUCAAGGUGCGGGUCAAGUUUUUGCGGAAUCCGUACUUUGAUGAUCAUUUUGAUUUGAGGGAUUCGAAGCAGCUGCUGGGGAAGACGUUGUACGUGUUGGGGCUGAACAGCGAGGUGGCGGUCGUGGCGAAUAGCUGCAAACUGCUUGGGCUGGUGCUGUAUGGGAAGUACGAGCAGGCGGUGGAGUUGAUUGGUGGGGGUGGUGAAGUCAGCGGCGAGAUCGUUGAGCUGGCGAAGGGCUACCUGGGUCAGGUGGAGAACCAGGAGGAUGAGAGCGUAAGGAAGCUGGUUGAUGCGAUGCAGGGCUUGGGGAAGGUCAGCAACGACAGCUUCGAGAAGGUGCUGCUGGACGCGAUCAACAAGAGUGUGGCCGAGCAUGAAACGCCGCAGAUUGAGGCACAGAAGAAGAUCUACACCGAGUGGUGCGAGUUGCGCCAACAGCGUCUGGACGAGGAAAUGGCCCGGUUGCAGCGUGCGCGCCGUAUCCAGGAACUCGAGCGGGUUGGCCGCGAAAUGGAGCAGGAAGAGCAGAAGCUGUGGUUCUUCGAGAACGAGGACAAGAUCGAGCUGCAGAUCGACAGCAAAAAGGUGUUCUACCCGAAGCGGUGGUUCGGCAAGAAGAAGAAGCCGCGCGUCAUCGACGAGGGUUACGUUCCGCCGGAGGUGCGCCAGCGGCAGAGUCAGCAGUGAGAAUUAGUUUAGGGUGAUGUUCUUUCGUUACGGAGUGUUCACACACACGCGAAUAAAGCUUUCCAUUGGGCACUUUAA